Cydia amplana is the source of this 1290-nucleotide messenger RNA. RefSeq lists its product as uncharacterized. Gene Ontology annotation, molecular function: DNA binding. The coding region runs from base 190 to 1227 and encodes 345 amino acids. The transcript has 3 exons. The record is from RefSeq and is a predicted model, not a curated record. Lineage: Eukaryota; Metazoa; Arthropoda; Insecta; Lepidoptera; Tortricidae.
AUCGGAGAGCGGAUUACCUGCCGAGGCGUAUCGCGAUGGCGGAGAGGGGAGCGGGGCGACGAGCGAGAAAGCUAUAGCGUGCAGCGGGAGCGGGAGCGAGCGAGCAAGCCACGCGGGCACCCCAGUCUGUACUCUUUAGUUCCGCGCAGCGCGCCGCUCGCUUCGCCCGCCUCCGCUGCCGCGCCCGCUAUGAAGGCUAAAGGAAUGCGUUCGAAAAACAUGGAUAAACUUAUAGCCGCUGUCCAGGCGAGAGAAUGCCUCUGGGACAAGAGCUACAGAGGACACAGGAACCGUUUUAAAUUGGAGCGUUAUUGGAACGAGGUGGCCGCGGAAGUGGGGACUAGCAGUCUAAACUGCCGCAAGCGAUGGAAGAACCUAAAAGACCAAUGCCGCAAAGAAAUGAAAAAGAACCCAAACGAAUCGGAAUGGCCCCACUUCCCGAAGCUCAAGUUCAUCCACCACCAGUUCCUCGCAGAAGAUGACGAGGACGAAGGCGACACCAACGAUGAGGUCUACAACGCACUCGACGACUCCAUAAAGAGACCAAAGCUAGGAUACACCAUGAGGAAGAAGUUCCUCAUGAACAAAAGACGCACGAUAGAUGUGGAUAUGAAUAAGCUGAUAGUGUUGGUGCAGGCGAGGGAUAUAAUUUGGAACAGGCAGCUGAAAGGGCACCAUAAUUGGUAUAAGUUGGAUGAGAGUUGGAAGGAGAUUGCUCAGGAGUUGGGAGUCACACGCGACGAAGCGCGGCUCAAGUGGAAAUACCUCAGAGACCAAGCCAGAAAGGAGGUCAGAAAGCAAGAUUCAGAGUGGGAAUAUUUGCCUAAACUACAAUUUUUAACCAAUCAAUUUAACGACUACGAAGAGACUCCUGGGACUGAGGAUCAUUUCGCUGAUCAAGAUUUCGAACCUCCAGAACCAAGCAGCAGUUAUUAUAAUAUAGAAGUGCCAGAACCGACGAAUGUCGGCGUUAAGGAUGAUGAGUUCGACGAGUUUGACACUAAGCCUAUAAUUAUGGAGACUGAUUUUUAUGAUGAUGAUGAUGAAGUCCCUAAAAGCCCUUGUACGACGGCUGGGCAAGAUGCUGGGGAGCCAGCAAAGGACGAGGAUAUAGGGUUCUUUAACAGUCUGUUGCCGCAUGUGAGGAAACUAGGGCCGGCGAAGAAGCUGAUGCUUAGGAUGAAGAUUCAGGAGUUAGUUUAUAAUACUGUUUACAAUGAAACGUAGGGUAUGAAAAUGUAUUUUAUCGCAAUAUUACCAAGUUGGUAAAAAUUAUUACAAAAAAUUGGA